Rhizophagus irregularis DAOM 181602=DAOM 197198 is the source of this 1278-nucleotide messenger RNA. RefSeq lists its product as uncharacterized. The record is from RefSeq and is a predicted model, not a curated record. Lineage: Eukaryota; Fungi; Glomeromycota; Glomeromycetes; Glomerales; Glomeraceae.
UGAUCUACGGCUCGUGGUGGUUCCGUCUUGUCUGUGAUUUUUGUUUCUGGUUGUUAGUGGACAGGUCUGAGGGACGAUAGUUCUUUGGAUGGGAUUACGAUCUGCGUUCAACCACCCACACUUCCUGAUUACGAUCGGGAUGUGAUGAUCUACGGCUCGUGGUGGUUCUGUCCUGACUCUAGUCUUAUGCCACUUCCCAAAGAGUACUGUUUUCUUUUAGCUGUUACUAAUGCCAUCAUACUACUUAAUAGAAUGAAAAGAAAUCACAGUUAGUUAAAGAUUUUUGGGAAGGUGCUAUUUCAUCGCAAAAACGGAAAGUUGCAACGAUACACGAACGAACUGCUUUGAUGGAAGAACAUACCACGGGGGUUGCAAAUUCAGUUUUCCAACAGGAUCAAGUUGUAAGAGAGAAGUAUAUGAGACGUCUAAAUAAUACAGACUUUCUGGAAGGCGAAAAUCACUCUGCUUUAGCAUCAGAAGAUCCAAAAAAAGAAAAUUCCAAAAAACGACCAGCCGAAGAAGCUCCAUCGAUCAUCACACCUGCCCCCAACCUUCGCGGUCGUUCUCCCCCUCCAUCCUAUAAAAGUGUAGAUAAUUCUUUUGACGCCGAAGCAUCAACUCCCUCUCCAUCAAACGGCCAUGACGUGUCGGAUACAGGGAUUCAUGAAGACGAAGUUGAAAAUCCUUUCAUCACAAAUUAUGAAGAGGGAUCAAGGAACAAUAAUAAGUUUAAGACAAUUCUAUCAUGGCAACAUGCCAUAAACCGUAUUUAUAUAAAUGAUGCUUCUAAAAAUGACUGGGUGGCAGAUGGUCACAACAUUUCUCUUGAUUUCCGUGAAUUUCAAUUGACAUCGAUAAACCUAUUAGAAACCAAUCAAACUUUUUCGUACGCAAAAGAUAUAGAUCGGAUACUGUGUCUGUCGUCUAUAAUGUAUUGUAAUGAAGUCAAACCAGAAUUCGUAACAUGUUCCGAAAAAGUAUGGAAUAAAAUUCGGCCAAGACCCUUAGUUCCAAAGAUGUUGCCAUCUGUUGUGCAGUUAAUAAUAAUUGAAUAUAAUAUGUUUUUAAACGACAAACAGUUAUUGGACAUAAAAUGGCAUGAAAAUUGGGUCAAAUGGAGUACAUUAUCAACAGAUGAGGAUAAAUCCAUCUUCGAUUGUGCGCAAGAAGUCACGAAAAAUUUUUUUACAUAUCUGUCUUCAGUGAGUUUCGAUGAGGAUAAAAAACUGGACGAAGAUACCUUCGUACACCGAUAAUGUCAUAGAAUUCUCGAAGAAA